CCACACAAAGUUCACCGAUAACAGAUGAUAUAAACGUGCAUCAACUGCUCGAUCGAUGUUUUGUGCGGUGAGCUGCUUCUAUAAAUAGAGCCUCCUUGAACUCCUCAGCUCGAACACGUACCGAUCCAUUCGCUGUUUAGGAGAUGGAUGAGUCGAUCUCUUACCUUGUUGAAAGGAUUAAGGAGGAGAUGUUCUCCCCCUCAGCUGACAUGCUCUCCUUCCUGCCACCGUCGCCCUACGAAACUGCAUGGGUCGCCAUGGUUGCCGGUCCUCAGUCUCCUCAUCGUCCCAUGUUUCCGCAGUGCCUAGAGUGGAUAAUCCGCCACCAGAGAGAGGAAGGGUACUGGGGGGAGCUCGGCAACCCCAUGGACUCUCUCACCUCCACCCUCGCUUGUGUUGUUGCACUCAAUGCAUGGGACACUGGCCAUGCUAAUAUCGAGAAAGGAUUAGGAUUUCUUCGUGCAAACAUGGUGAAACUUCUGAUGGAGCAUCGCGGUGGCAUCCCUCAGUGGUUCUCUAUUGUCUUCCCUGGCAUGCUUGAGCUGGCACUGGCCAAAGGCCUACCUGUUCUUCCCGACGGCGGCAGCAUGCCAGCAGUGAACAACGUCUUCAACAGAAGAGAAACCAUAUUGACAAUGGAAAAAUAUUCCGGCAACGAUCGCCACCCCCCGCUAACGUCGUUCCUUGAGGCCCUGCCAAUAAGCUGCAGGCCAAAUCAUGAAGUGAUUCUUAGGCUUCAGAUGGAAGACGGCUCGCUCUUCCACUCUCCUUCUGCAACCGCUUGUGCUUUCAUGAUUACAGGCGAUAGGAAUUGCUUGGAGUACCUGCAGACCAUGAUGAAACGAUGCAGUAACGUGGUUCCUUCCGUGUUUCCUGUGGACGAAGAUCUCAUAAAGCUGUGUCUGGUGGAUCAUUUGAGGAGGUUAGGGUGUGGUGAGCAUUUUGCGGAAGAAAUACGAGGCGUUAUGGACCAUACUUACAGGUAUGGCAUUGUGUGGCUACUAUUGCGCACUGCUACUGCAGUAUGCUGCUACUGCAGUUUGCUGAAGGGAGCCUGGAAGCGACCACAGCAGAGGAAGCUGCCGGCAGCUGCUGUGGGCCGGGAAAUGGCCACGGAGAUGUCGCAGCGUCCCGGAGAUUGUAGAGGCUACGGUUUGCGAGGCAGAUCUCAGCAGAGGAAGCUGAGGAAGCUGCUGCAUGGUGGAGGAGUCCCGUCGGCCUCUGGCGAGGCUGGAAGGGGAGAAGCAGCAGUGCAGCAGCACAGCGGCGCUGCCCUUUCUAGCCAGAUGAGCCUACCCUUCCUAGCCAUAUGA
Molecule: messenger RNA, 1313 nt
Organism: Musa acuminata subsp. malaccensis (wild Malaysian banana)
Lineage: Eukaryota; Viridiplantae; Streptophyta; Magnoliopsida; Zingiberales; Musaceae
Source: RefSeq, a predicted model, not a curated record